Sesamum indicum (sesame) is the source of this 2678-nucleotide messenger RNA. RefSeq names its product glutamate receptor 2.2-like. Lineage: Eukaryota; Viridiplantae; Streptophyta; Magnoliopsida; Lamiales; Pedaliaceae. The record is from RefSeq and is a predicted model, not a curated record. Gene Ontology annotation, molecular function: ligand-gated monoatomic ion channel activity. Gene Ontology annotation, cellular component: membrane.
UGUUCCAAGACAAUGGAUUUUCGUUUACUACUUUUCUUGUCUGCUGCACUUUUUUCUGCUGUGAGAACUUCCAGCACCAUUGAUUUUCAAGUUGGUGUCAUUCUUGAUUUAGACUCGCCAGUUGGGAGGAUAGGAAUGAGCUGCUUAUGCACGGCGAGUUCUGAUUUUUACGCAGCACAUGCAGAUUAUAAAACUAGACUGGUCCUUAACGUCAGAGAUUCCAACAACAGCGUUGUCGAUGCUGCUGCUGCUGCUCUUGACUUGAUCAAAGAUGUUAAAGUGGAUGCCAUAGUUGGUCCUCAAAAAUCCACACAGGCAAACUUUGUGAUGGAUCUUGGAGACAGGGCUCAUGUACCGAUUUUAUCGUUCUCAGCCACAAGCCCUUCUCUCAUUCCCCGAACUCCUUACUUUGUUCAAACAGCGCAAAGCGACGCCAACCAAGUCCAGGCUAUUGCUUCCAUAGUGAAAGCCUUUCAGUGGAGCCAGGUGGUCAUUAUCUAUGAAGACACUGAAUUCGGCCACGGCAUUAUGCCCUAUCUAUGUAAUGCAUUGCAAGACGUAAACGCCCGAGUUUCUUACAGAAGCUUGUUUCCAAGAUCAGCCACCGAUGAUUUCAUCAGCAAAGAACUGUACAAGAUGAUGACAAUGCAGACCAGAGUGUUUGUGGUGCACAUGACUCAGUGUCAUGGAACUAAGCUUUUCAGGAAAGCUAAGGAAUUAGGAAUGAUGAGUGAAGGGUAUGCAUGGAUCGCAACAAGUGGGCUAAUGGACUUGUUCAAUCUGGCCGAUUUUGACGAUGUUGAAGCUAUGCAAGGGGUUCUUGGGGUGAAGCCUCUGAUCCCCAUCUCCAAAGAACUUCACUCUUUUGCUGGCAGAUGGAUCAGGGUGUUUCUUCAGGCUAAUCAGGACAUGAAACUGUCCGACACAAGUAUUUUUUGCCUUUGGGCUUAUGAUACUUUUACUGCACUUGCUACAGCAGCUGAAAGAGUUGGAAACAGUGAGAAGAAUUCUAAGAUGAACGAGUACAAUGUCAAUCCUGGCGACCUGUUUUCUUUAGGAGUCUCAGAAACAGGUCCAAAGCUUCUCCGGGCAUUGUUGGCAACAAGGUUCAGGGGACUUGCUGGAGAAUUCAAUCUUGUUAAUGGACAACUGGAGCAGACACCGUAUCAGAUAGUUAAUGUUGUGGGGAGAGGCGAGAGAGAGGUAGGAAUCUGGACACGUUCUGGAGGAAUUUCCAGGAAACUAAAUCUGAAUAUAACCAGCUCUUACUCUACUUCAAAAGAAAAUUUUAGAACCAUCAUUUGGCCUGGAGAGUCUACAACGGCACCAAGAGGAUGGGAAUUUCCGGUGGGCGGUGAAAAACUAAGGAUUGGGGUGCCACAGAAACCUGGUUUUAAUGAAUUCUUGAAGGUGCACAGGGAUCCUCAUACUAAUGCAACUGAAGUUAGCGGAUACUACAAAGAUAUUUUUGAUUCCGUCAUGGCAUCAUUACCGUAUGCCAUUCGUUAUGAAUACACUCCCUAUCCAUUUUUCAACCCUGAUGGUUCCAGAUGUGGGAGCUAUGAUGAUCUUGUCUAUCAAGUUUCGCUGCAGGACUAUUAUGAUGCUGCUCUUGGAGAUAUAACUAUAACAGCUAACAGAUCAAUUUAUGCAGACUUCACUUUGCCAUACGCAGAAGGAGGUGUUACUUGUAUAGUCCCCAUUAAAUAUGAGGACGUGAAUGAUGUGCUCACAUUUUUGCAGCCCCUGACUAAAGAGCUAUGGCUAACGACUGCGGCCUUCUAUAUCUCAACAGGGUUGGCGGUUUGGAUUCUUGGAAGUAGGAUUAUCUCCAGCUCCAGGGAUCCGCCCGGUCAACAUGCUGGCAUGAUUGGUUACUUCCCAUUCUUUCCCGGAGAAGGAAUUCAAGGCAGCUUACUCUGCCUGGUUCUGGUGACAUGGGCAUUUGUUGGCAGUUUGCUGAACUCAACUUACACUGCCAGCUUAUCAUCUAGACUCACAGUACAGAGGCUUCAACCUACUAUAACCGAUGUGAAGCAACUGAUCAAGAAUGGACACUAUGUUGGUUGUCAAGAAGGUUCAUUUCUUAUCAGUUUCUUGAUAAAGUUGGGAUUUAACAAAUCAAAAAUCAAGACAUAUAAAUCUGCUGAAGAUUGUAAUGAAGCUUUAAUGCUGGGAAGUGAAAAUGGAGGCAUAUCAGCCUACUAUGAUGUCUUGCCUCACAUCAGGAUGAUCUUGUCCCAAUACUGUGGCAAGUAUAUGAUUGUUGGCCCUACAUAUCGCACCGAUGGAUUUGCGUUCGCUUUUCCCAAAGGCUCCCCUGCAGUUGCUGAUAUCUCUCGUGCAAUUAUCCAAUUGACAGAGAACGGUACCAUUCUAGAGAUUGAGCAAAGGUUAUCCAGCAACUCAGCAUGUUUAGGGCCGGAGGGUACUAGCUCUCCAACCAGUGUGACAUUGAGAAGUUUCCUGGUGCUUUUUGUCAUCACAGGUUGUGUUACUCUUACAUGCCUCCUACUUUCACUUCUCAUACACCGCUGUAAAAACAGAGCUUCUCUUCAAAUAACGUCAGAUUUCAAGACCAAAGCCAUGUCAAGAAUUCAUGCAUUGUACCAAGAUCUCAAGAUCUUGUCCCAAAACUGCAAACUGGAGAGAAAAUAAUAAAAAGGUUCAAGAAGUUC